CAACUUUUACCCAGAGCCCGCUUCGACGCUUGCCUUCACUCUCCUUGCGCGUCUGCCUCCUGUUCCUCCCCCCCAUAAAGACUCAACGAGCCUCCGCUGUAGCGUGUCCCGUUAAUAAGUUCUCCUUUCGCAUCCACUAACGGAGGCAACCGCAAUGGCACUCAAUCCACAGGUGACGAACCUCAUCAUUAUCUUGGGGUUCAUGCAAAUUUCCAAGAAGAUACCCUUCGACGACCCGAACGUCCUGAACGGCGUGCGCGCCCUCUACGUCCUCUCCAACGUCAUCAUCGCCGGCAUCUACUUCUACGUGCAGGCGCAGAUAAACAAGAAGAAUGACAUGACCGUCGUCAAGUACGUCGAACCCGCCCCCAUGGGCUCCGGGGAAGACCCCAAAUUCGUUGCCACCACCGUCAAAGCCUACGAUCUCCAGCAACUCAAGGCGCUCUUCAAGGCGCAGAUGAUGGGCAUCGGCAUGAUGGCUGUCAUGCACUUCUACUUCAAGUACACGAACCCACUCCUCAUCCAAUCCAUCAUCCCGCUCAAGGGGGCCUUCGAGGGCAAUCUGAUCAAGAUCCACCUGUUGGGUCAAUCCGCGACGGGCGACUUGCUGAGGCCAUGGAAAGCGGCUGGCGGCCUUAUGGGCGCCAUGUCAGGUGGGGAGAUUAAGACGGACAAGAAGAGCAUUGAGGCGGCUGAGAGGGCCGGCCGCGGGGGCGUUAAGGAUGAGUAGAUACUCCCAAGAGUCUUCGUUCUACUUCAUAUAGCAGAUGACUCAAGUGAUCCGUCUGCUUGAUUAAGACUAUAUUGGCUUAUCCUAGAUCAUCAAUUGGGAGCAUUCCCCACUUGUGUUAGCACCAGAAAUUCGUCCGCGAUUACGAAUUGUACAAUUACAUAGACUAAUGAUUCGCG
Messenger RNA from Lindgomyces ingoldianus, 909 nucleotides. Its product is annotated as inorganic phosphate transport PHO88. The record is from RefSeq and is a predicted model, not a curated record. Lineage: Eukaryota; Fungi; Ascomycota; Dothideomycetes; Pleosporales; Lindgomycetaceae. Gene Ontology annotation, biological process: protein targeting to ER. The coding region runs from base 155 to 730 and encodes 191 amino acids. Gene Ontology annotation, cellular component: mitochondrion; endoplasmic reticulum. The transcript is spliced from 4 exons.